CAGCUACGGAUAAGGUGAGGAAAUCGGUGACGGCGGUAACCUCGAAAGGUGUUUCAGAGUCACCAUGUUUCAUGACGCGUGUCCCUUUUUCAGCGAAACGACGCCGCUUUUUUUCUCUUGCAACUACAUAUCAUCCAUUCUCUAUUCUGAUCUGAUAAAUUUUGUAACUUCAGAGUUAUUUCCUCUUCGACCUUCUUCAGUGGUAUGUUUCAUUGCUUUUGAGAGAAAGAUUCAAAGUGAUUAUCUUUUGGUGGAUGCCUCCAUUGUUAUGUGGAAAUUAGCUUCAAAAUCCAUCAUAGAAGGCUUUAAAUCAAAGGGAGACGAUGCUGACAUAAAACUGGGAAAGACUCCUUCAGGAGAUGGAAGAAAGACAACAAAGGAAGAAAAAUUGGAGUGUCCCAUUUGCUGGGAAUCGUUCAACGUCGUUGAGAAUGUGCCUUAUGUCUUGUGGUGUGGUCAUACUAUCUGCAAGUAUUGUCUCUUAGGCCUUCAACGUGCCGUUGUCAUCAAAUCCUCAGCUUUACCUUUCCAGCUUCCCUUCUUCGUUGCUUGCCCUUGGUGCAAUAUUCUCUCUUUAAGGCUUGUUUGCAAUGGAACCAUCAAAUUCCCUUCCAAAAACUUUUACCUUCUUUGGAUGGUCGAAAGCGUGAAUGGCUGCAGAUCUGAAUCUCGUAGCGACGACAAAAGGGUCACUUCAGGCCAGAGAGACAUGAGGAAUAGGUGUGAUGGAGUGAGUCAUACGGCCUCAGAUGAUGAACGGUUACUGGACAAUCGCGGCUGGUGGAAUGGUGUGACCAGAGGAUACUUUAGGACUGGGAGGCUCCAUGACUCGGUAUGUAUGUCAAUGGCUCUUGUUACUCAUUUGCUGGCUAAGUUUCCUCUCGUUGUCAUAUUCCUGCUGAUGGCUUUAUAUGCAAUCCCUGUGAGUGCUGCAGUUCUUGGGCUCUAUUUCUUUGUCACGUUUGCUUUGGCUGUCCCGUCUUUUCUUGUCCUCUAUUUUGCCUUCCCCAGCUUAAACUGGUUGAUCAGAGAGAUUGCUGCCUGACUCAUUGUACUGUCACUUGGUUCCUCUGUGUUUCCUGACUUGUAAGAAACAUAAGAUAGAGCCAAAGCUGUUUACACUCAAUAUAGACAAGAAGAAGAGAAGAUGUUUAUUUUAAA
Messenger RNA from Capsella rubella, 1161 nucleotides. RefSeq lists its product as uncharacterized. Bases 65 to 1045 code for a protein of 326 amino acids. The record is from RefSeq and is a predicted model, not a curated record. The transcript has 2 exons. NCBI's taxonomy places the organism in Eukaryota, Viridiplantae, Streptophyta, Magnoliopsida, Brassicales, Brassicaceae.